This is a messenger RNA of Musa acuminata AAA Group (dessert banana), 2062 nucleotides long. RefSeq names its product type I inositol polyphosphate 5-phosphatase 8-like. Lineage: Eukaryota; Viridiplantae; Streptophyta; Magnoliopsida; Zingiberales; Musaceae. The transcript is spliced from 11 exons. Gene Ontology annotation, molecular function: phosphatidylinositol-3,4,5-trisphosphate 5-phosphatase activity; phosphatidylinositol-4,5-bisphosphate 5-phosphatase activity; inositol-polyphosphate 5-phosphatase activity. The record is from RefSeq and is a predicted model, not a curated record. Bases 162 to 1676 code for a protein of 504 amino acids. Gene Ontology annotation, biological process: phosphatidylinositol dephosphorylation.
CCCACCUUCGCCUACAAAGCGGAGAGGCUCGACCUUCGCCUCUUAUUCCCGAGAGCUCUCUCUCUCUCUCUCUUCCGCGCUUGAAGGCGAUCAGCUGUGCCAUUGCCAUCUCUUCCUUCUGCCUUUUGUUUCAUUCGGUCUGCAUCUUUCUCGUCGGAGCGAUGAGAGCAGAGCACACUCGGAUGCCCAAGUCUUCUUCUUGGACAAAGACCGUUGUCUGGAAAUGGUUCCACUCGAAGAACGCAGAGUCCUCCUCUGACCGCAACACAGAUAAACUUGGAGAGCAACAAAGGAGGAAGAGCUGUUCGGACAAGGACAGCAGCGUGCUCGGAAUAAGGGACUUGUCAGGUGGGUGGGUGGUGGAGCGCUCCGGCAAUCUCGAACCUCCCCCUUCGCAAGACAAGUCACUAGCCGGCUCUUCUCUGCCCAUCGAGAACCUCCGGGUGUUCGUGGGGACAUGGAACGUGGGAGGGCGACCACCCCACGGUGGGCUCAACCUAAGAGAUUGGCUCAUGAGCACGCCGUCUUCCCCUGCAGACAUCUACGUCCUCGGGUUUCAGGAGAUCGUCCCCUUGAACGCCGGGAAUGUGCUGGGCCCCGAGGACAAGGGCCCCGCGGGUAGGUGGCUCUCCCUCAUUGGUCAGACGCUGGACUCCCACCACAGGGCCGCCCCUGGCGUUCCCGGUCGUUGCACCAACGCCGCGGAGAAGCGGAGGGUCAGCUUCCCAGACCUCUCGUCCGUUGAGCUUGGGCUGGAGGAGGCCGAAGAUGGCGGUGAGGAGUCGCUCAUGCGGCGCUGCGAGGAGUACCACCUCGUGGCAAGCAAGCAGAUGGUGGGGAUCUUCCUCUGUGUUUGGGUGCGAACCAGGCUGGUGCAGUGCAUCACCAGCCUCGAGGUCUCCUGCGUCGGCAGGGGCAUCAUGGGCUGCAUGGGAAACAAGGGAUCGACCUCCGUCAGCAUGACACUUCACCGGACCACGUUCUGCUUCGUUUGCACGCAUCUGGCUUCCGGGGAGAGAGAUGAAGAUGAGGGCCGAAGGAACUCCGAUGUGCUGGAGAUCAUGAAGAGGACGAGGUUCCCACAAGCACGCAGGAGGAUUCCAGGAGCAGCAGCACCUCGUUGUCCACGGACAAUACUGGAGCAUGAUAAGAUCAUAUGGCUUGGAGAUCUUAAUUAUCGACUAGCUUCCACAGGCAACGACACAAACGAACUGUUAAAGAAGCAAGACUGGCAAGGCUUAUUAGAGAAGGACCAGCUUCGUAUACAACACAAAGCAGGGGGAGUGUUUGCUGGGUGGGAGGAAGGGAGGAUAUGUUUCCCUCCGACUUACAAAUACAUUUCUAAUUCCGACAUUUAUGAUAUGAAUUGGGCAAAUUCAAGAGACAAAAGACGCACCCCAGCUUGGUGCGACCGUAUACUAUGGCGAGGGAAGGGGAUGAAGCAAAUGUGGUACGUGAGAGGAGAGUCGCGGUUCUCCGACCACCGGCCGGUAAGCUCCCUCUUCGCUGUACAGUUGGACGACGGACACCACGGUGUGGCAGCCGACCAGCACAGAACAGCGGGAGCAGAUUCAAGAGGCAGCAGCUCGCCGUGCUCAUCAUGGGGGAAGGUGCAGGCCGAGGAGAUGUUCCUCGUAGGGAGAACACACAGCUGCUUGGAAGCCAGCAGAUUCUGAAACCUUUUGAGGGAACCCAUUGUUUAAUCCCGGAGCUCAGAUCCUAAUUUGCCAUCCAAAGAAUACGUAGAAGCACGAGGGAGAAGAAGAGGCCAACUGUGUUCACAAAAGGUCUCAUUGAUUCAAUUCACCGAACACCUGGUAGGCGCGUGCAGAGAGGAGAGGCCAAAGGCGGCCUUCGCACGUCUAACCACGUGCUCGAGACCGGAGAGAAGGCAACCUUGUCAACUGACGGAAUCUAAUAAUUGUGGCCACCGCAUCGAGGAGAAACGGUGCCAUGCUUUUGACAUUAAGAUAGAGAAUAAAAAGUGCGAUGAUUUAGAAGCCAACAGGAAUUUGCAUACCGCGGCAAACCUAACGGAUGGCAGCUUUCGAGCUCCCUCUUU